AUGGGUUGUUUUUUUGCCAAAAAGAAUCCAUUACAACCGACCGCUGAACUCAAUGACAUACGUAUACAAAUAACAAAUAAAUCAAAAGAUGGUCCAAUUUCGUCAGAAAAUCGCAUCAAUAAAUCUCAUGGAAACGGUAAUGAUAACAUCCGACAAAAACAACCAUAUGGAACUGAUAAAGUUUAUGUAGCUAUCUAUGAUUAUGAUGCACGUACAGAUGAUGAUCUUACAUUUCGUGUUGGAGAUUUACUUCUUGUCCUUGAUGACAGUCAAAAUGAUUGGUGGCUUGCUAAACAUUAUAAAAAUGGUUUAAAAGGAUACAUUCCAGCUCUUUAUAUUGCACCACAUGGCGGUCUUGAUGUUAAUGAAUGGUAUCAUAAAAAUGUUCUUAGAAAAGAAGCUGAACGUGUUUUAUUAAUACCAUCAAAUCCACGUGGAACAUUUCUUGUUAGAAAUUCAGAAAAUGCUCCUGGUCCAUAUUCUUUAUCUGUUCGUGAUGUUGAUGAACAACGUGGUCCACAUGUAAAACAUUAUAAAAUUCGAUAUCCAGAUCCAAAAAUUGGUUAUUAUAUUGCUACACGUCGUACAUUUAAAACAUUGGAAGAAUUAAUAGAGUAUUAUACAAAAAAUGUUGAUGGUCUUUGUUGUCAAUUAACACUUCCAUGUCCAAGACCAAAACCAACAACAUCAACUAUAUCGAGAGAUGUUUGGGAAGUACCAAGAGAUUCAUUACAAUUUGUAAAAAAACUUGGUCAAGGAAUGUUUGGUGAAGUAUGGGCUGGAAAAUGGAAUAAUAAAAUUGAUGUAGCAAUCAAAACAAUGAAAGCUGGUACAAUGUCAACGCAAGCUUUUGUUGAUGAAGCAAAUAUUAUGAAAAAACUACGUCAUGAUAAACUUGUACAAUUAUUUGCUGUUUGUACAUUACCUGAAGAUCAGCCAAUUUAUAUAGUUACUGAACUUAUGGGUAAUGGAAGUUUAUUAGAUUAUCUUCGUGAUGGACCUGGACGUGAACUUAAAUUACCUGCACUUGUUGAUAUGGCUGCACAGAUUGCUUUUGGUAUGGCUUAUCUUGAACAUGAACAUUAUAUUCAUCGAGAUUUAGCAGCACGAAAUGUUCUUGUUGGAGAGAAUGGUGUUGUUAAAAUAGCUGAUUUUGGUCUUGCUCGUAUUAUUAAUGAAGAUCAAUAUGUUGCUAAAGCAGGAGCAAAAUUUCCGAUAAAAUGGACUGCUCCUGAAGCGGCUAUAUAUGGAAAAUUUACAAUAAAGUCUGAUGUAUGGUCAUAUGGUAUGGCCAAUCGUGAAGUUCUUGAUCAAAUUCAACGUGGUUAUCGAAUGCCACGUCAUGAAAAUUGUCCGGAAAAAAUUUAUGAUUAUAUGUUACGAUGUUGGGAUGCAUCAUCUGAUAAUCGUCCAACAUUUGAACAUUUACAUUUAUUCUUUGAUGAUUAUACGACUUCAGCUGGUCCUCAAUAUCAUAGCCAAAAUUAA
This is a messenger RNA of Rotaria sp. Silwood1, 1488 nucleotides long. NCBI's taxonomy places the organism in Eukaryota, Metazoa, Rotifera, Eurotatoria, Philodinida, Philodinidae. The record is from the annotation of a GenBank genome assembly.